CAGGCGCAGGGCGGGGCUUCGUGGCCGCGGCGUAGGGAGCGGUAGUGGGUUCUGUGUUGCUCUGUGCGUCAGAAGCUUGUCUGGGGGCCACUCUUCGGUUACCUGGCGUCAGCUAUGGCGGAGGCGAUGGAUUUGGGCAAAGACCCCAACGGGCUCACCCAUUCCUCGACUCUGUUCGUGAGGGAAGAUGGCAGUUCCAUGUCCUUCUACGUGCGUCCCAGCCCGGCCAAGCGCCGGGUCUCGACGCUCAUCCUGCACGGCGGCGGCACCCUGUGCCGGGUGCAGGAACCCGGGGCCGUGCUGCUGGCCCAGCCCGGGGAGGCGGCGGCCGAGGCCUCGGGCGACUUCAUUUCCACGCAGUACAUCCUGGACUGCGUGGAGCGCAACGAGAGGCUCGACCUGGAGGCCUAUCGGUUGGGCUCGGCGGCCGACCAGGCCCCGGAGACGAAGCCCGGUGCCCAGGCCGAGGGGGGCGCCGCCGCCGCGCAGCCAGAGCCGCAGCCGCACGGGGGGCGCAUCGCCUUCACGGACGCGGACGACGUGGCCAUCUUGACGUACGUGAAGGAAAAUGCCCGCUCGCCAAGCUCCGUCACCGGCACCGCCUUGUGGAAAGCGAUGGAGAAAAGCUCCCUUACACAGCAUUCGUGGCAGUCCCUGAAGGACCGCUACCUCAAGCACCUGCGGGGCCAGGAGCAUAAGUACCUGUUGGGGGACGCCCCAGUGAGCCCUUCGUCCCAGAAACUCAAGCGGAAAGCUGAGCAGGAUCCCGAAGCUGCUGAUAGCGGGGAACCACAGAAUAAGAGAACUCCAGACUUACCCGAGGAAGAAUAUGUAAAGGAAGAGAUCAAGGAGAAUGAUGAAGCAGUAAAAAAGAUGCUUGUAGAAGCCACCCGGGAGUUUGAGGAGAUUGUGGUUGACGAGAGCCCUGAUUUUGAAAUACACAUAACAAUGUGUGAUGAUGAUCCACCCACACCUGAGGAAGACUCUGAGACACAGCCUGAUGAGGAUGAGGAAGAAGAAGAAGAAGAAAAAGUUUCUCCACCAGAGGUGGGAGCUGCUAUUAAGAUCAUCCGGCAGUUAAUGGAAAAGUUUAACUUAGAUCUGUCAACAGUAACACAGGCCUUCCUAAAAAAUAGUGGCGAGCUGGAGGCUACUUCCUCCUUUUUAGAAUCUGGUCAGAGGGCUGAUGGGUAUCCCAUUUGGUCCCGACAGGACGACUUAGAUUUGCAAAAAGAUGAUGAGGAUGCCCGAGAUGCAUUGGUCAAAAAAUUUGGUGCUCAGAAUGUAGCUCGGAGGAUUGAAUUCCGAAAGAAAUAAUUGGCAAGAUAAUGAGAAAAGAGAAAAGGUGUGGCAGGUGAGGUUUAAAAAAAAAAAAAAAAAAAAAAGAUUUGUGACCAUUGAACUUCAGAGAUUUUGUACAUUGGAACUGACACUUGUCUUCUGACCAAUGCUGCCAUUGCUCUGUGAAUCUUAGAUUUUGUAGCCAAGCAGAGUUGUGUAGGAGGCUAAAAAUAAAAGACAUUGGAUAUUUUUAGAGCUGUCCCUGGCAGUAUGAGCGUGUUUAUGAAAGGAAAAUCUAAACCAGAGGGAGGUUGGCCUGUGUAGUAGUAAUUCUUUUCUGAAUGUAACCCUUGCUAUAUUGUUUCAGGAGCUAGUGACAAAGUCAAAGGAGGGAGAUUAGGAGAUGGGUCUUUUCAGGCAGCAUGAAUAAAGAGCUUCCUAUCCUUUGGCAGAAGCUCCUCUAGAUUGGAUAGAUUCCAAAUCAAGAAUCUAGAAAUGUGGAAAGUUUUAAUUACAAGGCCUUGAACACAGACUUCCUAAACUCUUGCAUCCCCUAGUGAGCUCUGAUUUCUCAACUGCUUUGAAAAUCCCAUAUUCCCUUUGCUAGCUUACUAUUUGGGGACCCUGCUCCUUGGCUGUUCUUUUCUUCCAGUCUUUGUCAGUCAUACUUGUGGCACGUGUUUCUUUACCUACCACCCAGUUUUGUUUAAAACACGCAAAACCGUAGAGAGUCUUAAGAACAGUCUUACUCAGUUACUAGUAAUGUGUUUUUAUUUAUUGAAAAUAGUUUUGUGGUAAGGAUUGUGUUAGAUUUACAAAUUAGUGAAUUGAUUCCUCUUUGUUGUGUUGCUUUCAUUGUUGAAAAUAAAAGAACUUUGAGUCUCCAA
Molecule: messenger RNA, 2168 nt
Organism: Zalophus californianus (California sea lion)
Lineage: Eukaryota; Metazoa; Chordata; Mammalia; Carnivora; Otariidae
Gene: TERF2IP
Product: TERF2 interacting protein
Exons: 3
Coding region: 115-1317 (400 amino acids)
Biological process (GO): regulation of DNA-templated transcription; telomere maintenance via telomere lengthening
Cellular component (GO): shelterin complex
Molecular function (GO): telomeric repeat DNA binding
Source: RefSeq, a predicted model, not a curated record